CAGAAGUCGUUUCUAAUCAAGAUUUUGAUAAAGGCAGUAGAACAAGAUGAGAAAAAACGUAGAUUUAAAGAUUUUAUUCCCAUGUUGUUGAAGAAAUUGCAUAUCAUACUUGAAAAUGCUGAUACUUCUGGUUUGCUUCAUUCGGUUCUGUUGAUAAUCAUGCCCAUUGCUGUCGGAUAUCCUCAAGUUUUUACACCACAUUUUAGGGAUACUGUUGAUAUCUUGAUUGGGUGGCAUAUUGACACAAAACAACAUGAUCAUUUAAUUCAGUUCACGUCUGACUGUCUGAUUAGCUUACAUCGUUAUUGGGUGACUGACAUAAAUUUCUCAUUAACUCUCCUUACUCAGUUCUUGGAAGACAUGGAAGCUUAUUCUGAGGAAUUACACUGUCUUGCAACUGGUCAGUUGUCUGAGGAUGAGGUUUCCCCACCAUAUUCAUCAUUACCCAAACUCACAGCUUUGGUGAGGGUGUUUGCUACCGUCAUGAAUGGUAUCGGUGAAUGUUUCACACCCAUUCAAAGUCCAGCGGUUACGCAGGAUUAUAUUAUGAAGCUAUCAAAGGGAGUGAUAAAUUGUGUUCGUUCUGGUGGAUAUUCGUUCUUUUAUGAAGAUCUGUUUAAAACAGCGAACGAGUGUUUUGCCAUCAUGUGCAGCUUUCUAAAAGCGCAGUUCUCUUCAUGUUGUGAAAUCACAACGGAAUUUGCUUUAGAGCAACUUCAACGGAAAUCUCUGACAUAUGAGCACACAAAAUCAAUAUUGUUGUUCAUAAAACAGGUUAUAAGGCACGUCAACUCUGCAAUACCUGGAUCGUUUGUGGACAUGUUACUUAAUCCCGACUCUGUUAUUAUGAAAUUGAGGUUUUGUGCUGACGAAGAGGUAAUAAAGAGGGUGCUGGAGAUUUGUCAAUCACUGAUCAACAUAAAAAGUCCGAAAAUUAUUAAAGAGUCUUACAAACUAUUUGUGGACGAUGUUCGAGCAGCGUAUGGUGUAUUAAAGAAAGGUUUAGAAUUGAUAAAUGGCGAGGAUUCAGAAAUCUCGUCGACCAUGGCUAAAAUGGACAAUUCAAACUCAGGAGAAAAGAUUGAUGACGUAAAACAUGAAUCGCGUGACGAUGGCGAUUAUGAGAUAUCAUUUGAUAUCAAUUUGCAUCAGGCUCAGAUUAAAACAGUCUUCGAUUUACAAGUUCUUGGUAGCCUAAAGCCACAGACCACUGCCAUUGUUUAUCUCACUCCUCCACUCAUUGAGAUCAUCGCUAAAGAUCUGAACGCGAUAAAUCUGGACGUUUUUUGUUAUUUUCCCGCCGUUCAGUACGCUCUCAUUUUUACGCUCUAUGACCAUUGUAAAAAGAAUAAGCAUUUCUUGGUGAGCGAAGAUGAUGCCUCAAUACUUCAUGUUGUUAAAGAUAUAAUGUUGAAGAUCCUUCAAAAUGUCUUGUCAUCUUCCGAUAUAAGGAAGUUGAUCAUUGCAUGGAUUGUGGAUCUCGCGGGAUCAGUGAGAGCAAUUGUGGAUUGCAAGAACAAAAUUGACUUUGACACAUUUGUUGCUACAAUGUUGCCGUUAUCUUUUCUUCCCGAAGAUGACGUCCGUACUGCUGUCGCUGCUUGUGUCAAAUUGCUAAUUCAAAAUAAACUUGUAUCAAGAAGUGUUGUCAAAAGGGUCGUACAAGAGUUUGUGUUUCAUGUCUCGGAUGUCAAUGAACAAAUGAAAAAUAUAUUUCUUGAGUUACUUUCCGUGGUACCAAUUGAUCUCAGCCUCAGUUUCCAGAGGAGCGAAGUCACCCAAGAACAUUAUACUUGCUCGAGUGUAAAUAAAUGCGAUGAACCGCUGGUAUUUUGUAACACUGGCACAUGGUUAGCAAGGAAAAUACACAUGAUGAAGCCGUCGACGGGGACCUUUCAUUCACACAAUUUUCGUGUUCUUAGUGCUUUUAUAUUACACGGUGUCACCCCAAAAGAAGAGGAAAGUGAUAAUUGGUUGGCGCAUCUUUAUCUUACAUGUCAACGUCAAGGUGUACAAAAUAACCAUCCCAUGAAUGAUAAAUAUUAUUUCAGUCGACAACAUGAUCCAAAAUCUGUUGUUCAAAUAUCAUGUAAUAACGCAUUGUUGUGGUUUUGGGCGACAUGGGAAAUGGCGCAAUUUUGUGUUCUCGCCAGACUGAAGACGCCAUUAGGUCGAGCGCAGGAGACCUUUCAAGCAAUUGAAGGUGUUUUAAGGGAGUAUUUGAAUCAAGUGUAUCCAGAUAACGAUAAGAAACCGAUCAGAAUAAAGAAAAAGGCAACACAACAAGAUACGCCGAAGGAAAAUCUAGCUGAAUGUUCAUCGCAAAAUCAAUCAAGUUUGUGUCAUCUUCAAAUCAAACUUUUACUGCAGUUCGUCGAGAAUUUAGAUAAACUUAUGUACAGUGCUUAUGAAGGAGCUGCUGUAUCCUUACCACCUUUCCCUAAGGCGGUGAGAUUGUUUUUUCGCACAAACAAGUCAACAUGCCAGGAAUGGCUGUCAAGGAUUAGAGCCAUAAUCACUUCGGUAUCAUUAGAAUGCGGAGAGCUGACGACCGCUGUCCGGCAAGGACUGCAGCGUUUAAAAGAGCUCAAGCUUGCCGGAAAAAGUAAGGAAAAAGAUUUUGAAAUAAUUGUCAAAGCUGUUGCAAUGGCGAUGUAUCAGUUAAAGGCACCCGGUGCCUUGCGAGGGUUGAAUACUUGGUGUAGAAAGCAAUGUGACAGAGCGUUGCCAUGGCUUGAUGCCAUAACACACAAAGCUAAAGGAGGAUACGAAAAUGCCAUCACUGAGUACGAGAAAUGUAUGGAUGUUAUCAAAGGAGACAGUUUAAAUGAUAAACCAUCUUUAAGUGCAUCAGUUCUGAACUUUCUAGCGAAUGAGGUGGCAGACUGCUAUAUGCAAUUGAGCGAAUGGUCUCAAGUAGAGCAAUGGCAAAAGACUCUUCAAGAAAUGCGUUCAAAUCUCCACAAUUCCGAGCUGCAACAAGCUCUAAAUCUUAAAGUUGAUCUCAAUUACGUCAGGGCUCUUCGUCAUUUUCACGACUUUGAAUUUGUUGGCGUUCGCGAGUGUUUAGAAUUAAUUCCUGGUGCUUCGCUUGCAUUCAUUUUGGAUAAAAUGGAAGAACGUCCACUGAUAAUGGAGAAGGAGGAAUCACGAAACAACGUGUACAUGCCAUCACCCCCCUGGAAUCCAAAGCAGAUACUACACGCAAGCGAAAUUUAUAAGAUGCAAGCUAUAGCGUUGUACUGGACGUCUGGUAUGGCCGGGGGAGGCACAAAGAAAGAUGAAACUUUAAGGAACGAGUUGAAUGCUAUCCUCAAUCGUGGCAGUCAGUUACUUGAGGGAGUUAUAUCAAAUAAUGUUCAUGAUUGGCCCCCUUCCUUGCCUGACGUUCACACUGUUCAAUAUUAUGGAUUAAAACUCUUAAAUAACGUACUACCUGGAAAGCAAGACAAGGAUACAUCUCCCCUAUUGCCAUUCAGCCUUCUCGCAAAACGUGCGCUCUCUCAAGAAAUCUCUUUGGACAGCGGCGUGAUGAGGAAAAUACUUCAUAUAACUUCAUACAAUCAUUACCACCAUAGUCUACACGGCAGACAUAGUGAUGAUACUCUAGAACAGUUGUCCACGAUGCAACUGAAGACUAUUCAUGUUAUGCGAAAACAAGAAAACUAUAUAUUGGCGUCCAAGUUUCUCCGUUUCCUUCCCUUACUGCACAACGAUGAUAAAUCUAGAGAAGAGAAAUACAAAAUUGUAAAUGUCGAUCGCGAAGAGGCUUCUCAUGGACGUUUAUGUGAAUUAUUGUUCAAUGAUCUUGAAAAGUUUCGUAGUUUAAACAUCAAUUCUCGUACAAGGACGCAAAUUUAUAACGAGACAGCAAAACUUCUACACGCUCUUGGUUCGAAUGUCAGGGCUUCUCAAGUUCUUUGUGAUUGUAUAAUUCUAAAUAGAACAGACGGUUCUGAUGCACAAACCGAUGUCUUGAACGCUAAAGCUUUAUGUACGCUUGCUAAAUGGAUUUCUGUCGACAAGAAGAUGCUUAGUAAUAACGAAGAGUUGCAAGAUUCUUUAUGCAAUAAUAAAUGACGACAGCAAAGCUCUUCAAAACUUUCCUCGAACUUUGAAGAUGUUGAGGCGAUAUGUGGACGUCUUUCUCUUGGUAGUCAGGUUGCUCCUGAUUUUGACAAGGCUUGGUUUAUGCUCGCUGCCUGGGCUUAUAAAGCUGGUCGAAAGAUCAUUGAGCAGGCGUGCUCUGGUGGAAGUGUUGAAAUAUCUCGUGAACAACGCGAAACAAUCAUUGCUGAAUUACCCGAGAAUAUUAACAAAGACGAGACAGAAAAAGUCUUGGCAAUCUUAAGUAAAGGUCACUUUACAGUACUUGGAAGUCAAGAGGAAGAGAUUAACUCUGGCAACGAGGUUUUAACAAGAGAAGAGGAAACGGUGAAGGAACAACUUGUUGCAGUCUUGCCACAUCUCGAAGAUUCUUCUAUUGAAGCACUUGUUUGCAUAUGGCGCGGGAUUUGUGAAAGAUUAUUUAGUCAUUACAGGACUGCUGUUUGUUCUUAUUUUAAGUAUUUGAAACUCCACGGAAAGACCUCCAGCAAAUGUGACGUAGAUAGUGACAGACACGUGACUGCAACAUUGAGACUUUUGCGUCUGCUCGUGAAGCAUGCUGGUGAAUUGAAGUCAGAACUGGAGGAAGGCUUUCAAUCCACUCCCACUGAACCAUGGGAAGAAAUAAUUCCUCAGUUAUUUUCACGACUAAAUCAUCCAGAAGAGUAUGUUCGUAAAGGUGUGACUGAAUUACUACGACGUGUAUCUAAAGAAUCACCUCAUCUUAUCUUGUACCCGGCUAUUGUCGGGUGUGCGGGCAAUCAUCAACGGUUCAAUCAAAGCGCUAGCAGUUUUGUGAGCCUGGUCACGAACAAGUCACGUGAUUCGGACAGCUUUUUUACAAACGAUGAAGAAAAUUCGAGCGGUGAUCACAUCUUGGAAAGUGGAUAUCACACAAUCGUGGAGUCCCUUGCUGACGGCAGUUCCCGAUUGGUUUCCGAAGUGCGCGAGUUCGUGGAGGAGCUACGACGCAUCACCUUGUUAUGGGAAGAACUGUGGCUUGGCUCAUUGAUUCAGAUCCAUCAUGAUUUUGAGAAACAUGCUAACCAGUUGAACGAUGAGAUCAAGCGUGUGAACUCUAGUACUUCGUUAACCAAUCAGGAGAAAGCUGCUCUCAUCAAGGGCAAACACGUUGCGCUUAUGAAACCAAUUGUGUUUGCAUUGGAGCAGUUGCAAUCAAUGACGAAUCAACAACCAGAAACACCUCACGAGUCGUGGUUUCAGAAAACAUACUCUCCACUGAUUGAAAACGCUCUGGAUUGCUUGAAAAAUCCCGUUGAACCGAGUAAACCUGAAACAAGUUGGAUAAAAUGCAAACAGCUACUCCAGUCUUUACAGCAGCGUUCACAAAAAAGAUCGUCGAUGAACCUGCGUUUAGAAGAGAUUAGUCCAAAACUGUGUCAUUUAAAACCGUCAUUUAUUUACAUGCCUUGUCAGAGUUUUUCUAUCAGCAAGAUAGUUACCGUGAAUUCAAUUGAUAAUGAUGUUGUUAUUCUCCCGACCAAAACUCGACCGAAAAAAAUUGUUCUUGUCGGAUCUGAUGGACAAAAGUACGUGUAUUUGUUCAAAGGUCUUGAAGAUUUACAUUUAGAUGAAAGAAUAAUGCAGUUCUUAUCCAUCUGUAACAACAUGUUUGCCAAACCAAACAGAAAUGAAGAUAACGUAUUCCUUGCUCGCCAUUAUUCGGUCACUCCUCUUGGUCCGCGCUCUGGUCUUAUUCAAUGGGUUGAUGGCGCAGUUCCGAUUUUCUCUCUUUACAAACGAUGGCAGCAACGAGAUACUGUAGCAAAUGUUGCUGUGACUAAAAACGAGCAGGGAAAUUCGUUUACAACGACUCCCAAGCCACCUCUUCGUCCAAAUGAACUAUUUUAUAACAAGCUGACACCGUUGUUAAAGGAAAAGAAUAUUGAUAUAAACAACAGUAACCGCAAAGAAUGGCCGCUUGCUAUAAUGCGUAAAGUCUUGAUGGAGCUUCAGAAUGAAACUCCAAGUGAUCUUCUAGAGAGAGAGUUAUGGUGUUCAAGCACCUGUACUGCUGAUUGGUGGAGAAUGAAUCAGACUUAUUCAAGAUCUGUCGCUGUCAUGUCUAUCAUUGGGUAUAUUCUAGGACUGGGGGAUAGACAUUUAGACAAUAUGUUGAUGGAUUUCACUACAGGAGAGAUCGUCCAUAUUGACUACAAUAUUUGCUUCGAGAAAGGGAGAGGAUUAAGAGUACCGGAGAAAGUUCCCUUCAGACUGACCGCAAACCUAGAAUCUGCACUUGGAGUAACUGGAGUGGAGGGUACAUUCAGAUCAUCUUGUGAGACAGUACUGCGUACAUUACGGAACGGUAAAGAAACUCUGCUCACUCUCCUUGAGGCAUUUGUAUAUGAUCCACUGGUGGACUGGACCACAGGAAGUGAUAAUGCGUUUGCAAACGCUUUCUACGGUGGCCAGGUCCUCGAUCAGAACGAGACCAAGCAAAGUAAGCGAGAAAUGGAGAGAACUAUUACGCAAUGUUUGUUUACGUCACGUAUCGCAGAAAUGAGAGUCUCGUGGCUUGGGAACAAAGAGGACGUACUAUCUUCAUUAAACAAUCUAACGCAAGCAGUCGACUCGCAUUUUUCGACGAUCAGCCAAUCACUUGCCGUGUUAGAAAACAACAAAGAACUCAUUGGUCAAAUGGAAAUAUUACAAUACGCGUUAAAGUCUUCCUCUCACCCUCUUCAUGCUGUACAAGCCAAAUACGAUGAACAUACAAAGACGAUAAACGAGUUCAACGGUAUUCUUCAAACUAUUCAAGAUAAAUUGAAAGAAUGCCAGCAUUGGGAUGUCGAGCAUCAGGUAGCGUUUGAAAGUGUUCGUGGAACAAAGCUCGCUAGUAUAGCCAGUGAACUUGUAAAGCCCCUUGAUGUUGGUGCGCCAACUUUCGCUCCUGUUAUUGGAUUUCUAAAGAAUGCUGGACAGGCCAGCACUGUGAACCAGUGUGAACAAGUGGAAACGGAGUUAACGGGAGUUUUAGAGAAACGGAGAACAUUAUUAAGAUCGUGUCUUGAUGUUUUACAUACUUACGCUACAGUAAUUUCUCAGUUUCCUGCACGUUAUUCACACAGUAGCAGAGGCUGCAAUUGGCAAUCUUGGCUAAAGAGAUUGUUAAAUUCCCCUACCACAAGCGAAUGUAGAGCAAUUUUAUCGGAGUAUGAAAACAAGCAGAACACACCAAUUAAAGUUGAUGAUGAAACUGUUGCCCUGGUCAACGUCGAGGUGAAACUUCAAAAUAUCUUCAACGAGCUAAAAACAAAAUUCUCAAAGUUUUACGAACGUCGUCAUCAGGAGAAGGUUGAGACGACAUUUUUAAAUAACGCGACUACCGAAGCAUAUCACAAGUUAAAACACUUUGUUAUUGAAAAUGGCAAAGGAGGUCUCCUAGCAACGAUGCACGUUAUGGCCGCUGGUUUAGCUUCCCUUCAUAAAAGAUGUUUGAUUAUGGAAAAUACUGCUAAAGUGGCGGAGGCUAGAUUACUGGAUCUAGUGUCGCGUGAUGGGGACUGGUUUCUAGAGGAGUUAGUCUCAAUGACUGGAAACGUCACACAGUUUGUUACAUUUGCUCGUACUUAUUGGAUGGAUUCUCUCGAUGCCUAUGAUCGUAAUGUUGAUAACAUUUUAAAGUCGGUUCAAGCUCUUCUUACAGUUCAUCAGAUGUACAAAUCCUUACAGGAUAUGAUGUCGAACUUUCGCAACAUAAUUGUUCCUGAGACGUUAAAAUGCUUGGAAAUGGACGAUAGCACUGUUCUUGAUGUUUUGACUCGUUUCCAAUCUAUAAUGACGUCAUGUGACUCCAGUUUGGACAGUAUGAUCGUAACGGUUCAGUCGGUGGCCUUCAACAACGACAGUGACUUGGCUGAAAUUCCGAAAAUAGCAAGAACUGCGGUUGAAUUAGAAAAUAAGAUUGUACAAUUGUUGAGUACUGCAACGAAAGCGGAUCACCAGAAAGAAUGUGACGAUGAACGUAAGACUCACAUGAGCUCCGGUCAAAUGUUGCUGGCAGGAUUUAAUGGUUUGUUCACGAAACUCGAGAGUGAAGUCGACUGUCUUAAUACUGCUCUUCUACAUGUCGAUGCUAAUUUUGAAGAUGGUGUUGAUGUUUAUAAAAAAGUUCAAGAACUUAGGGUCGAUUUUUCUGAGAAUCAUGGCCUGUUGAAGACUCUGUAUCUUCUUAAGAAACUAAACGUUAUGAAAUGUUUCUUCUCGGACUGUCUAGGACAUGUAGAGAACUUACGUGAUCCCUCCACAGAACGACACUCUGAGCGUAUCGUUGGGGAAGAGCAACUAUCAACAUAUGUGCGUCGUUAUAUCGCGGAUUUUGUACAGCAAAGGAUGCUGGGUAUUCCUUCUUUUGUACUUACAAAGACUAUUAUACAAUGGCUUGGUCUUAUUGGACUCAAUUUUGAAAAAGUCGCGAAGGAAAGUGGAAACACUCUUGAUGAUUUUUGCAAAAAGACUCUUGAUCAAAAUAUUCGUAAGGGUGUUCUUACUCCUGGCCUCAUAUCUCAAGCUAAUGCUCUCACUGGAUCUUUUAACUCCGCGUGGAGAAAGCAUGACUUUGCAAGACGAUUGGACUUAAACCUUUCAUUAUAUCGUUGUGUGGUUCAACGUGCUCAACUCAAUCUUGCCAGAUUUCAAUGGUUUCAUGAAGAUCCUCUUUCAGUGGCUGCCAUACGCGGUAACACAACGAUAACACCAACACGAGCCACAGUCUUGAGUGACUUAAGAAAGCGAGUUCAAAAUGUCGUAUCUCGGGAUGUUGCUAUGACGACGGUGCAAGAGAAACUUUCUCAUCUUGAAUCGAGUAUCGAACAACGUUUAAAAUGGGCGGCUGGUGCCAACCCAUCUCUUAAUCCGACUUUGGAGAAUUUUGAAUGUACUUUGAAUGAUAGAAAGAAUUUGAUCAUGAUAGAGAACAAGUACUCUAAUGAAAUAUGCUCAAUAUCCAACGCCAUUUUGCAUUUUGAGGCGUUUCGUACUCGAACACAGGAAGCCUUAGCUGCAGAUGAAGCGUUAGCCUCCCUUGUUCGAAGGUGUGAAGAAUGUUCUGCUAAAGUUGAAAAGUCGAAAGAAAAUUUGAAAGACGUUGAAGACCUCAUGGCUAAGAUCAAUGUUACUAAUCCAUCAAGCGAACGUAUUACGACCGAUUGGAUGAAACAUCGACUUUCUAACAUCAAAAAUGAUUUGUCAACGAAUAAAGUGCAGAAAUCACAAGUGGACCUGUGUAUAAAUGAGAGCAAGGAGCGUCUACGAAGUCAAGUUUCCAUCGUUAAAUCUUCAUGGAUAGCGCAUCAAGUUUUGAUGGGUGAAGUAAAGACAAUGUUACAAUCCCUAGCUAAGGAUGAAGAAGCCGCCGAAUCUGCAGGAGCUCGUGUAUUUAUUGCAAACCACAAUAAAUUGAAUGAAGCUGCCACGAAAAUGCUCAAAGACGUAUUAAGUUUAUCCAGCUCAAAUGCAAAUAAAUGUAUGGAAGAAGCGGAAGCUAGUGACCAGCAGACAGAAAUUGAAAACUCUAUAAAUUCCGUGCAAGCAUUAGCUACAUGGGUGUUUCAACAGUUACCUACUCUAGCGUCGCCAUUGGAUACAGAGUCAUUAGUUGAUGAUGACAAUGAGAAACCAUCAGAGAUUACGACAUUGACAUUUGCUUCAGCGUUACGACAGGGUGGACAACAGCAACCUUCAGCAGUUACCAAGGAGAAAACAACAGCAUCGACACCACUCGAUACAGCAAUUUCCACGUUAGCGCUUACACCUGCUCUGAAGGAAGCUCUUAGUCCAUUACAAGUUGUCUCGCCUGUAAAACAGACAACAACUCAAGGCUCUACUGCUGCACAAAGUUCUCUUUCAAAGAAAACUACAGUUAUACGAGAUCCGAGAACGGGUAAAGCAAUUCAAGAGAGAAAUAUGUAUGCUAUUGGUGUAUGGAAAAGGGUGAAAGCCAAACUGGACGGUCGAGAUAUUGAUCCCACUAAACGAAUGAGCGUCGAAGAUCAGGUCGAUCAUAUCAUUGAAGAGGCAACGAGCAAAGAUAACCUCUGUUUAAUGUACGAAGGUUGGACUCCGUGGGUGUAGGUUGUCUUAAACCCAUUGGGCUUAUGGGAUAGCCUGUCAAAACUACGUCAUCACUCGUUACCAGAGCUACAACAUUGUUGUACACGCGACUCCCGUCCGCUGCACGAUAUAAAACAGACUGGAAUGCUGAAUGAAACUCCUAGACUAGGUAAGAUGUUUUCGCGAAAUUACUUCUAAAUGAAUCGUCGCCACCUGGAAUGAAACAUGUGGUCUAAGUGUGUGUUGAAAGUUUUUGCGAAGGUCUUGAAGCAUUGGCCUUACAGAAUGAAGUCUACAAUUUUCUAACGAAGCACUAAAUAUAAAAUAACUUGGGUGAUAAAAUAUUUGGAGGUUGGGUACCUUUUGCGUAGUAUUAUGAAGCUGAGGGAAACGAGUAUUUUUCCCCUGAACAGUUCAAACGACUUGUAGUGAAAAAUGAAUCUUCAGUUUAAAAAUUGGUUGAUGCGCAAAUUUUACUAUUGAGAGUUACCAGUCUAGUUACCAAUGUCUAUGUAUUUUACUAACCAUAUCUACUUCAGUAAAGUCAACCGUAUCUCUACGUAGCUUGCGACCUGAUUGUCAGCUUUAUUACGUAGUAAAAUAUGAUUAUUCUUACUUUGUAACUGGUAUUUGUCAUCAAUUUUGCCCUUCGUAAUCUUUAUCGUCAUUUUGUUGUGUACUAGUACUGUUUAAGUUGAUUUAUUGUAGUUGUAGUUUAAAACAGUAAAAUUCGAUGUUCAAUAGCUAUAUAAACGUGAUCCUUAUGAUCUAUAUAUUAAUGUGUUUGAUUGAUGUAUUUUACGUAAAAUUUGUUCAUUUUUGAGUUCUACUCGCAUUAAGUUAAAUAAACAUCUUUUCGUUAUGUGUUA
Molecule: messenger RNA, 11051 nt
Organism: Xenia sp. Carnegie-2017
Lineage: Eukaryota; Metazoa; Cnidaria; Anthozoa; Malacalcyonacea; Xeniidae
Product: serine/threonine-protein kinase SMG1-like
Biological process (GO): nuclear-transcribed mRNA catabolic process, nonsense-mediated decay; phosphorylation
Cellular component (GO): nucleus
Molecular function (GO): protein binding; protein serine/threonine kinase activity
Source: RefSeq, a predicted model, not a curated record